This is a messenger RNA of Pelmatolapia mariae (spotted tilapia), 5920 nucleotides long. RefSeq names its product dynactin subunit 1-like. Gene Ontology annotation, molecular function: microtubule plus-end binding. NCBI's taxonomy places the organism in Eukaryota, Metazoa, Chordata, Actinopteri, Cichliformes, Cichlidae. The record is from RefSeq and is a predicted model, not a curated record. Bases 367 to 4185 code for a protein of 1272 amino acids. The transcript has 30 exons. Gene Ontology annotation, cellular component: kinetochore; microtubule associated complex; microtubule plus-end. Gene Ontology annotation, biological process: cytoplasmic microtubule organization; establishment of mitotic spindle orientation; nuclear migration.
UUUUUCCCCUCUUCGUAUCGCUGCUGUUCGCCUUUGGCACCUUUAAUCAGCGGGCUGGAUUGGCAGCAUCCUCCCCAGCAGAGACUUCCUGAUAGGGUGGAAAAAGCUCCCGCAGACUUUGGCUUGUGGGCAGCAGAGAGGAGGGACGGUGGAGUUUUGGGAGCUUGGGCUGUACUGUGAGCAAUAGGAGAGGGAUGGUGUGAUUCUGCGAGGAGACAGAGAGGAAGAGGGAGACGCUCCGGCAGCAUCACUGAACCCCACUCCCCUCUCCUCUACCCCCUUCUGUCUGGCUGACGCUCUCCCCAAUAACACGCUCUUUCAGUCAAGACUGGCAGUUUUGAGUGGGGGGCUCGGCAACCAGAAAUCAUGUCACACACUAGGAGGAAUACGUACACCCGGACCACCAGCAGUGGCAGCAGCAGGAUGAGCUCAGACGGGGGCGGGCGGCCCGUCAAAGUGGGCUCCCUGGUGGAGGUGAUUGGGAAGGGGCAGCGUGGCACAGUGGCCUACAUCGGGACCACCCUCUUUGCCUCUGGAAAAUGGGUGGGGGUCAUCCUGGAUGAAGCCAAGGGCAAAAAUGAUGGCACCGUACAGGGAAAGCGUUACUUCACCUGUGAAGAGAAUCAUGGGAUUUUUGUGAGACAGUCACAGAUCCAGCUGGUAGAUGAUGGGGCAGACACAACGUCUCCUGAGACACCCGAGCCCGGCACUGGCAAGGUUCCCAAACGAGAAAUCCUGGAGUCAGCCAAGUCUGCUAAACUGCGAGGAGUGAAACCCAAAAAGGUGCUGCAUGUUUCUCUAACCUCGACUCCUGCACCCCGGAAGACCACGGCCAGAAGGCCAAAGCAGCCCAGCCGACCUGCAGGAGGGAAGGGGGCCGCGUCUGGCUCGGCUUCAGCCUCUGCUGGGGAGAUGAGCAGCAGCGAGCCCAGCACGCCGGCACAGACCCCCCUGGCUGCUCCGGUCAUCCCCACCCUCCACUCCCCUGGAAACCCUCCAGCUCCCAUCCCCAGCAAGGAAGAGGAGGCGCUGCGUAAUCAAGUGAAGGACCUGGAGGAGAAGCUGGAGACCCUGAAGAUGAAGCGCACGGAAGACAAAGCAAAACUGAAGGAGCUGGAGAAGCACAAGAUCCAGCUGGAGCAGCUGCAGGAGUGGAAGACCAAGAUGCAAGAACAGCAGGCCGAGCUGCAGAAGCAACUCAAGGAGGCCAAGAGGGAGGCUAAAGAAGCUCUGGAGGCAAAGGAGCGUUAUAUGGAGGAAAUGUCGGACACAGCGGACGCCAUCGAGAUGGCGACGCUGGAUAAGGAGAUGGCUGAGGAGAGAGCAGAGUCUCUGCAGCUGGAGGUGGAUUCCCUCAAGGAGAAAGUGGAUGAGCUCACCAUGGACCUGGAGAUCCUCAAGCAUGAGAUUGAGGAGAAAGGCUCAGAUGGUGCCGCCUCCAGUUACCAUGUGAAACAGCUGGAGGAGCAGAACAGCAGGUUGAAGGAAGCUCUGGUCAGGAUGCGUGACCUGUCUGCGUCAGAGAAGCAGGAACACGUGAAGUUGCAGAAGCAGAUGGAGAAGAAGAACGUGGAACUUGACUGUUUGAGAAGCCAGAAGGAGAAACUGCAGGAAGAGAUGAAAGCGGCAGAAAAAACCAUCGAUGAGCUGAAAGAGCAGGUGGAUGCAGCCUUAGGCGCAGAGGAGAUGGUGGAGACUCUGACAGAGAGGAACUUGGACCUGGAGGAGAAAGUCAGGGAGCUGAGAGAGACAGUCACAGAUCUGGAAGCUAUAAAUGAGAUGAACGACGAGCUGCAGGAGAACGCCAGAGAGACGGAGCUGGAGCUGAGGGAGAUGCUGGAUCUGGGAGCAGCGAGAGUCCGAGAGGCAGAGAAAAGAGUUGAAGCCGCACAGGAGACCGUAGCCGAUUACCAGCAGACCAUCAAGAAGUACCGCGAGCUCACAGCUCACCUACAAGAGGUGAACAGAGAGCUGACCAGCCAGCAGGAAGCCUCAGCAGAGCUGCAGCAGCAGCCGCCAGCAGAGAUGUUUGAUUUCAAGAUUAAAUUUGCAGAGACGAAGGCCUACGCCAAGGCUAUUGAGAUGGAGCUGAGGAAGAUGGAGGUGGGUCAGGCCAACAGACACGUUUCUCUUCUGACCUCCUUCAUGCCAGAGUCCUUCCUCCGUCACGGUGGAGACCACGACUGCAUCCUGGUGUUGCUGCUCAUCCCCAGACUCAUCUGCAAGGCCGAGCUGAUCAGCAAACAGGCACAGGAGAAAUUUGACCUGAAUGAAAACUGCGUGGAGCGAGCUGGCUUGAAGGGAGCUUUGGGUGAGCAGCUGAGCUUCGCGGGUGGUCUCGUCUACUCGCUCAGUCUGCUGCAGGCCACGCUGCACAAAUACGAGCAAGCUCUGUCUCAGUGCAGCGUGGAGGUCUAUAAGAAGAUCGGCUCUCUGUACCCAGAGAUGAGCGUCCAUGAGCGAUCUCUGGACUUCCUUAUUGACCUGCUGCACAAAGACCAGCUGGAUGAGACGGUCAAUGUGGAGCCGCUCACCAAGGCCAUUAAAUAUUAUCAGCACCUGUACAGCAUCCACCUGGCAGAUCAGAAUGAGGACUGCACCAUGCAGCUCGCUGAUCACAUCAGAUUUACCCAGAGUGCCUUGGACUGCAUGGCUGUGGAGGUGGGUCGUCUGCGGGCAUUCCUGCACGCGGGUCAGGAGAAAGCCGACCUCGCCGUGCUGCUGAAGGAUCUGGAGACAUCCUGUAGUGACAUCAGGCAGUUCUGCAAGAAGAUCCGUCGCAGAAUGCCUGGAACUGACGCGCCCGGCAUCCCAGCGGCACUUUGCUUCGGACAGCAGGUGUCAGACACACUGUCAGACUGCAGGAAACACCUGACCUGGGUGGUGGCAGUCCUGCAAGAAGUUGCAGCAGCCGGAGCUCAGAUGAUGUCACCUCUCGGUGAACAGGAGGGGCUGUCGGCCGUCAAACUGGAGGACGUGGCGUUCAAAGCUGGAGAACAAAUCUAUGGAUCCCAGGGUGCCAACCCCUACGAGUAUCUGCGACAGUCCUGUAGCAUCGUCAUAGCAACCAUGAACAAGAUGGCGACUGCUAUGCAGGAAGGAGAGUAUGACUCAGAGAAGCCUCAAAACAAGAACCCUCCGCCAGUAGAUGUGCGAGCGGCAGCUCUUCGAGCAGAAAUCACAGAUGCAGAAGGACUCGGCUUGAAGCUGGAGGACAGAGAGACGGUCAUCAAGGAGCUGAAGAAGUCUCUCAAGAUCAAGGGAGAAGAGCUGAGCGAGGCGAACGUGCGUCUCAGCCUGCUAGAAAAGAAGCUGGACAGUUCAUCCAAAGAUGCAGACGAACGUGUUGAGAAGAUCCAGACUCGACUGGAUGAAGCCCAGACUCUGCUGAAGAAGAAGGAGAAAGAGUUCGAGGAGACGAUGGACGCUCUGCAGGCCGACAUCGAUCAGCUUGAGGCAGAGAAGGCCGAACUGAAGCAGAGAAUCAACAGCCAAUCAAAGAUGACCAUCGAUGGGCUGAGAGGAACCGGGCCGUCAGGAAUCGCUUCCAUUGUCACAGGAAUGGCCGGAGCGAACAUGAUGUCAGGUGUCGGCUCUGGAUCGGGCGUUCAAGUGAUCGACUCACCUCUGCUGACUCAGCAGAUCGAAGCUCAGAGGCUCUGCAUCAAACACCUGAAGAACGAGAACAACAGGCUGAAGGCGGAGAAGAUGCGUGCUCAGCUCGCCUCUCUGCCUCCUCUCAAUGUGACCAAGCUUCCCUCCAAAGACGGACGUCCUGAAGUGCUCUCCAGCGCCCUCUACCGUAAGACCGAUCAGCUCCUGGAGACACUGCUGCAAAUGAGUGCCAACGUCAAGGUGGUGGACAUCACUGGAAAAUCUCCUGUGACCCCUGGUGCUCAGCUCCUGGAACAGACAGCUAGACUGCAGUCCCUGAAUGACACUCUGGACAGACUGAAGGACGAGGUAGCAGAACACGUCGUCAACCUGCAGCCCGGAGCUCGAGUCUCAUCUGAUUUCGCCACGUUCCCUUCGACCUCAUUUGUUAAGGUGAAGGAGGAGAAGCAGGGUGACACGGUGCUGGUGGGAAGGGUCAUGGUGCCGUGUCCCCGCGGUCAGGAGCAGGUCCACCGCCUCGUCUUGUCACAGUCGGAGCUCCGGCGAGUUCACAGUCUGCUGCAGACCUAAACAUCACAUGCCCCGCCUUCCCGCCUGCCGCACCAAAACACUCCACCACCAUCAGCUUUUUCUCCAGGGUCAAACAAGUCAAACCAGGAGGCUUUUUAGGUUAUUAGCUGUGAGAUUGAUGCCAGAGCUGCAGGUUGCAAAGUGCACAGGUGAAGGCUAAAACAUAGAAAUAUACAAGUCUAAAUUGAGUCUGAAUUUGUUAGUCGACUGACAAGCAGCUUAUUGGCAACUAUGUUAGUCACUGUCACAUUAAGUUUUGAAGACUGAGAAGUCUUACCGAGAUUUUUAGCUUUUUUAAAUGUCGAGUGUUUUCAUGUGUUAUUUGAAUUUUAGUGGAAUCUACACUGAUGGCUUGAAAAACAUUUCUUGUAAUUAUUCCUAUUUUAAGACAUUUUAAAAGAACUGAGAAAAAAACUGGGGAGAUUAACUAUUAGUGAUUACUUUCAGUCCAGGUCAGAGGCUAAAGAGAAGGACUGUUUUAUUUUUUUCACACAGCCAAAAUCAGACUGCACAUCUUUGCACAUGUGACUCGUUUCAGGCAACUCUGCCUUUGACUGAGGCCUUGCUGGCUGUAAAUUGGAACCUGGAUGAUGAGAUCGUGAUUCCAUCCUUGUAUUUUACGUCUAGAUUUUGUUUUAUGGCCAGAAAAACGGAGAGAUACAAGCAACAAUGCUCGUGCAUGCUGCCCAGAUUCACCAAAUCUAUGUAAUAGAAAAUGAGCCAGCCUCCUCCUGCACCCUGGUGUGGAGCAUGCUCAGUGUGGUUUAUAUUUGGCCAGAACAUUGGAUGUCGUUUCAUAUUUCCUGUUUGCAGUUAUUGCCUAACGAGAUGUGAAGAAUCAUGAACCUGUGCUGUAAACUUUCAUCAGGUGUCACUGACGUGCUCCGUUUUAAGAACAUCGCUGUUAAAGGAAAGGAGCACUGACAUGAUGGAUUUGCCAGUUUAAGUGAGCGGGCAUUGACACGUUUUUUUUGCACAUUUAAUUUAAAUACUGAGCCUUCUGAAGUUAAAUACAAACUGAGGGUUUUAGUGUUUACCUCUGUGGUUUCAUUAACCUUUGGCUGCACAGAACAAAAACAUUAAGCUCAGUGGAUUUCCUGAAAUUCUUCUGCAGAUUUACACACAGUCUGGCUGCACUUUAGUCAGAGCAUUACCUGGUUUAAAUUAUUUCACAUAUACUACACUUUUGGUGUAACCUGUAACUGUGUACUUUAUUGGCUUGGUAUAAAUGACACACUGGUUGCACUGGUGAUAUUCGACUGCAUUGCCUGUGUUCUGCCGAGCUUCCCGUUGCUGUAGAUUUUGUAAACUUUGUCCGAGCCUUAAACCUGCAGAGAGCCUUUUGGUAAAGAUCAGUCACCUGCCUUAUUUUAGAUUUGUUUCAACCAAACAUUGUUUAAGCAAAGCGACAUCUUUGCCAAAGAGUCUUUGUUUUUCUUCACAUCUGCCAUGUUUGAUUUUCAAGAAGCUUUUAAUUUAUUAUUAAUUUGUCUAAUAGACUGUUUUGUUUACACAGUGCCGUCAUAACUUGAAGUUUUAUUUAUUAAUGGGAAUCUAAGUAACUGUAGUUAAAGAGGGAAAUGCCGACAUCUCUUAUUUAUUGGUUGUAAUAUUUAUCUGUGCUCUCAGUGAGCAGCUGAUGUACUGAAACUGCAGCUUGUCUUACCUUUUUCCUUGUGUGGCUUCCUGCUCAUGCACAACCAAUAACUGAUCAAUAAAGACAUUAAAACAAGCA